Hirsutella rhossiliensis is the source of this 1494-nucleotide messenger RNA. RefSeq names its product arrestin. Lineage: Eukaryota; Fungi; Ascomycota; Sordariomycetes; Hypocreales; Ophiocordycipitaceae. The transcript has a single exon. The coding region runs from base 1 to 1494 and encodes 497 amino acids. The record is from RefSeq and is a predicted model, not a curated record.
AUGGUAUCUCAGCACACCGCAGAAGCCGUCAUCCCAAGGGUAGGAGCUCGAUCCAAGCCCGCUGCCCAGCAGAAGCCGACCAUCGACAUUCACAUCGACCGUCACUUCAACUCAAAGGUCUACACCUCCGGUGCCACCAUCUCAGGCCGUGCCGUCGUCUGUCCCCAGCGGGACACGCCUUUCGAUGACUUCGACAUUAUCUUCACUGGCAUUGCCGCCACCCGGCUCGACUUUGUCCAGCAAUACCCUUCGCAUUCGUUCCGUCCCUUCAUGAAGCUUCGCAUGCCCAUUCCGCCAUCGGCCCUUCCCGAGUCCAACGUCUUUGAGGCAGGCAAGACGUACAUGAUUCCCUUCAACUUUGUCGUCCCCCACCAGCUCACCCUCGGCGCCUGCACCCAUCACUGCAUCUCUCCCGCCGUCCGAGAGCAGCAUCUGCGCAUGCCUCCCACCGUCGGCUUCUGGGAGGCCGACGAUCAGGCCCCGGAGAUGGCCCAGAUCGAGUACUCGGUCAAGGCGAGGGCCUAUCGCAAGACGGGCGCCGCCAACGCGCCAACAAAGUUCAUGGAGGGCUACCACAUGGUCAAGGUGCUCCCGGCGCUGCCCGAAGACGCGCCCCUCGACAUCACCUUCCGAGACGAGCGAUACAGCCUGUCCAAGUCCAAGACGAUUCGCAAGAACCUCUUCUCGGCAAAGGCGGGCAAACUGACGGCCACGGCCUCCCAGCCCGACGCAGUGAUGCUGUCGGCCGACGGACACGGCGCGUCCACCGCCACCGCAAGGGUCACGCUCGAGUUUGCGCCAUCCUCAGUCGACAACCCUCCUCCCAAGAUCACGUCCGUCUCGGGCAAGCUCACGUCGGCCACCUUUUUCGGUGCUGCCCCCACCGACUUGCUGCCGAAUCUCGGAAGCCGGUCCGUGUACACGGCGAACCCGUCCCUGAGCUACACAACCACCAGUGUCCUCUUCUCCCAGUCGAUUGGCAAGAUGGCGUGGCAGCAGCGCAACACUUUUGGUCGCAGAGACUCGGGUUACUCCAGCUUGGGUGUCGAGGAAGAAGCGUCCGAGACGGACUGCGACGGCCGCGGUCGUGCGGGCGGCAAGAGCAAAGGCUCCAAGAAGUGUCCCAUUCAGCAUACAGCCUUGCUGGAGAUUCCCUUCUCCAUCCCCAAGACGAACCGCAAGCUUUUCCUGCCGACCUUCCACUCCUGCCUCAUCUCUCGGACCUACACGCUGUACCUCAACCUGUCUGUCGGCCCGGGCAACACGGCUAUUACGCUGGCGGUACCCCUGCAGAUCGGCGUCGAGACGAUUCAUCAGCCGCAGUUCAAUGGCGGACUCCCGAGCUUCGAGAGCGCCACGGCCGAGGAUGAGGAGGCCGAGAUUGAUGCUCACUUGCAGCCUCGUCUUCUCCGCAUCCCAGACAGGCCCGAGCAAAACAACGCCAUGCUCCCCGGAUACGAAGAGUUUAGCCGCCGUGCCAUCGCGGUAACUUGA